AUGCGCUCGCUGGGCGCCACCUUCAAUCGCGCCGGCUGGCGCCGAUAUGCGCCCAUUGCCCUGGUGGCCGUUACGGCCAUCGUGGUGCUCUACACAUUGUUCGAUGUCCCGUCGAUGGUACCGUGGCGACCCCGUCUCCCAAAUCUUCAAACCUUCCCCGUCGCGCCCCUAGCCAAAGCCUGCGAUAACAUCCCACCACCCGACCCAAACACCGACGCCGCCGCCGCCGCCAACGCCCCAAUCCCCAACCUCGUCCACUACAUCUGGCUGCUCGCCGACCCCGCCGUCUUCACCCUCAACUUCAAAGUCUUCGUCAGCGUCUACUCGGCCCACCUCUUCUUCCACCCGGACCGCAUCUACAUCCACACCGACGUGUCCCCCUCCCUCUGGGAGCGCGCCAAAUCCUCCGGCGACCUCUGGACCAAACGGGGUGAGAUCUCGCUGGACUAUGUGCUUGGGCGGAGGAGUAACUAUGCGCGGGCCGUCUACCCCGCCGUGUGGCAUGCGGUGAAGGAGGGGAUCAUCUCGGAGGCUGCUCGAAAUGGGUGA
Molecule: messenger RNA, 549 nt
Organism: Chaetomium globosum CBS 148.51
Lineage: Eukaryota; Fungi; Ascomycota; Sordariomycetes; Sordariales; Chaetomiaceae
Exons: 2
Coding region: 1-549 (182 amino acids)
Source: RefSeq, a predicted model, not a curated record